Molecule: messenger RNA, 774 nt
Organism: Cornus florida
Lineage: Eukaryota; Viridiplantae; Streptophyta; Magnoliopsida; Cornales; Cornaceae
Exons: 1
Coding region: 1-774 (257 amino acids)
Source: RefSeq, a predicted model, not a curated record
AUGUUAAUAACCAGAGGGGAGUUCACAAGUUAUAUUCAAGGCCCGGCGGUAGAGCAGAGCCGACCGGCGGAGCAAGUGAAAAGAAAUCAGAAGCUGAACUGCCACAACUCGCAACCAGUUCGAAUAAUCAAUGCAAUUCAUGGCCAACUUGAACGUGAAGAGUCAGAUGAACUGCUUCGAAUACGGCUCCGCCAGGCGCAGAUGAAGAGGAGGAUAGGCAGUAUAAACACUCUGCACCAACAGAGCGCAUCAACACAGAUAAAGUUUGACAUAACAGAUCUAUUGCGUGUUCAAAUCCCUCAUAAGGACCCGUUAGUCGUCAGUUUGACAGUAGCCGAAUGUUUGGUAUGCAAAGUUCUGAUUGAUCUUGGAAGUAGUGUGAACGUCAUGCCGAGGGACACAUUUGAUCGACUCGAGAUCAAGCCAGACCGGCUUAAACCCACUGGGAAUCCUUUGCUAGGGUUUAAUGGAAAACGAGUGGAGCCCAUCGGUACGGUGGAAGUAACAGUGCAUGCUGCAGAGAGGGUUCUGAUGGAGAGCUUUGUGGUUGUCGAUAUUCAUCCCUCUUAUAACCUUCUGAUGGGCAGAGGGUGGAUCCACAGAGUUCAAGGUGUUCCUUCCACUCUGCACCAAGUAAUGAGAUGCCUGGGGCCAGACGGAACCAAGGUGAUUGACAUUCAUGGGGACCAGGUUGCAGCUAAGGAAUGUUAUUCAGUAACGCUGAAGUAUGCUGGAAAAGGGAAAGCACAUAUCCAUUUGGCAAGCCUGAGAUAG